CUCCCAUCCGAUUUGCGCGCAAGUACUAUCGGCGACGCCCAGGCUGAAUUCGAGGGUCGUAUAAUGUUUUGUUUCAAUAAUGUCUUUAUUUGCUUCUCUAUCUCGGUUUGUAAAUGCAGCGGGUAUCUAUACGGUCUAUUUUGCAAGGGUCUGGCUCCAUCCAUUAAGUCAAUUUUGUGAACAGUCUUGCCCCUAAAUGUUCCUAUUCUUCCAUCUUCUUUCACAAAGGCAUCCUUAUUUGUCUCUAAAAUCUCUCUUAAUUCUACUAAUCCUUCUCUACUCAAAAUUGUUCCAUCCAACACUAUCCUUUCAAAAAUUGGUUUCUCAGUAUUAUUUAUUGGCUCGUCUGGCAAUCUCUUUAUCCAAUUAGCCUCCUCUGGUAUUUGAUCGACUCUCUCUUUAAACUCCUUCCACUCUUCAUCAGUCAUAAAUGCUUCCUCUCCCUCUAUCACCGACUCAAUUUUAAGCU
Molecule: messenger RNA, 469 nt
Organism: Meloidogyne enterolobii
Lineage: Eukaryota; Metazoa; Nematoda; Chromadorea; Rhabditida; Meloidogynidae
Source: the annotation of a GenBank genome assembly